Lingula anatina is the source of this 703-nucleotide messenger RNA. RefSeq lists its product as uncharacterized. NCBI's taxonomy places the organism in Eukaryota, Metazoa, Brachiopoda, Lingulata, Lingulida, Lingulidae. The record is from RefSeq and is a predicted model, not a curated record.
UGUACCGAAACCGAAAACGAGGGUUAUUUGGGGAGGGUUUCGGACAGGACAACAGGGGAAGCCGUCUUCGAGUUGCGAUUCCCAGUCUUAUCGCUGUGUACUGCAAUCACCCCCCUUAUCAUCGAGUUUGUGAGAUAUUGGGGCAAGGGUCGUGUCUUGCUGUACAAACAUGCCUAUAGACGUGCGACUGGACGAGAUCGGACCGGGGAUGCAAGAUGGAGAUGAAAUUCUCGUGGAAGUCCUCCCAGGUAUGUGCCGCAGCAAACACAAGUUAAAAAUCCGCUUUGCACUUGGUCCACACGUCACCUGGUGGAAGGGACUAGUUCUUCGGCGAAAGGAUCAGAGCGGUUACAGGACGAUUGCGGAGUUACAAGAUGACCAGCGCCCGAUAGAAGUUGAAAUUGACCACGUAGAGUUGUACGAAAGUGACCUCUUAUUUAGCAAAGCCAAGCUGUUUGGCGUUCAUACUGACAUGUACCGUUUAACCGACGCGGAGGUCGUCUUAAAGGGAGGAAACCAAUACAAUUUUACCUGGAUCAGAGAUAAGGCGAAGUGAUGACUGUGAUAAUUCCCCCAAGAUAUACAAGAUGUAAUGCAAAGAAUCUCGCAGGGAUUGAUCGUUUUCUUGUGAUUUCAUGAUUAAAAAUGCAGUAAAAUAUAAAUUAACACUGGAUUAGUAUAUAUAAUAAACCUUGAUAUUUAA